CGUGUUAUAUAUUUUCUAUGAAACAAGUUAGUCAGUCUUGUAAAAAAAAACUUGAUAUAUAUUUCAAUAUAAUUUUUUUUAUAUUGCAAAAAUAUGUUGUUGGAAAUUAAAGAUCAAAAUGAUUUUGAGGGUUCAAGACUUUUCGUUGGACUGUCCAAUUCCACUGGAAUUGCAUUAGAUAAGCUAAAUUUUAUGAUAGUUUAUUUAGUUUCUUUUGUACUCGCUGGUUUUUUAAGAACAUCAUUAAGCAGUGACAAAGUAUCAACAACAACACGUCAUAUUUUUAGUAUUAUUAUUGGAAUAAUUUUCAGUUACUUUUGUUAUGGCAAACAUGCUUUCCACCUGGCAGGAUUUUCAACAUUAAUGUAUACUGUAAUAUUGACUCAAAAUCCAAAAUUUGUACACAUACAGGUUUUCAUCUUAUCUAUGUUUUAUCUUUCUUGUGUUCAUCUCUACAUUCAAUUUGUUAUUAGCUAUGGUACAAAUACUCUUGACGUUACUGGUCCUCUUAUGAUAAUGACCGGAAAAGUGUCAAGUUUAGCAUGCAGUUUACACGAUGGAUUAUCACGUCGUGAAGAAGAAUUAACACCUAUACAAAAAAAGAGACUCGUAAAAGAAAUACCAAGAAUAUUAGAUUAUUAUAGUUAUAUGUUCUCUUUUAUAACUCUUAUGGCAGGACCUAUGACAUUUUAUGAUGAAUAUAAGGACUUUAUUUAUAGUCGUCAAAUUCAGGAGGCACAGAAAAAAAUAAGCGAUAAAGAAUUAAAUUCAACAAUAACUUUUGUGGCAUUGAAAAAGGCUAUUUGCGGUUAUCUUACUAUUAUUGCAGUCUAUCCAGUACUUAAUGUUUAUAAAAUUAAAAAUUUAUCAGAUAACGAAUUUAUGGAAAAAUCAUCAUUUCUAUAUCAACUUUGGUAUAUGAAUAUGUAUGUGAGCAUUCAACGUUUGCAUUAUUAUUAUGCGUGGAUUUUUGCUGAUGCAAUUUGUAAUAAUGCUGGCUAUGGUUUAAAUGGUCUCGAUGAACAUAAUCAACCAAAAAUGGAUCUUUUGACAAAUAUUAAUAUCUGGAAACUUGAGACAGCAACCAACAUGUAUGAAUAUUCGAAAUAUUGGAACUAUGCUACAAUUAGAUGGUUACGAUUUGUCAUUUAUGAUAGGGUAUCAUAUUUAAAAAGAGAAGCAACAUAUUUAACAUCAACCGUUUGGCAUGGUUUUCAAAUUGGUUAUUAUAUUUCUGCAUUUCAUGGAACUUUGUACGUUUACGCUGAACAUUCCUUUCAUAAACACGUUCGUCCACUAUUAUUAGCAUCAGAAGUUUUAAAAAUUUUCUAUAAUUUGCUAACAAUUUUAAUAACAAGAAUUGCAAUUUCAUUUAUUGUUAUUCUCUUUCAACUUCCUUACGAUGAAGAUUCAUGGAUAAACUUUUACAGGGAAUUAUAUUUUCUUCAUAUUAUUGUGACAAUUUUGUCCAUAAUUUUACCACCAAUUCUACUUCCAAUUAAAAAGGAACCUCGAUUUUAUAAUGUCAAAGAGAACAAGAAUGAAAACGAUAAAAAUAAAGUUGAAUGAUAAUAAUUUGUUUAUUUGAAAUUAUAUAUAUAUAUUUUAACUAUAAGAGUUAAUAAUAUACAUUUUUUUUAAAUUUAAUAAUAAUUAUUUCACAUUUAAUGUAGAAUUUAUUUAAUUCAGCAAACAUUUAUAAUUUAUUAUUAAACAAUUAUAAUUAAUGUAAUUUAUUUAUUGACAAAAAA
Molecule: messenger RNA, 1751 nt
Organism: Leptopilina boulardi
Lineage: Eukaryota; Metazoa; Arthropoda; Insecta; Hymenoptera; Figitidae
Product: lysophospholipid acyltransferase 6-like
Exons: 11
Coding region: 94-1569 (491 amino acids)
Biological process (GO): lipid modification
Cellular component (GO): membrane
Molecular function (GO): acyltransferase activity
Source: RefSeq, a predicted model, not a curated record